This is a messenger RNA of Aspergillus thermomutatus, 594 nucleotides long. RefSeq lists its product as uncharacterized. Gene Ontology annotation, molecular function: DNA-binding transcription factor activity; RNA polymerase II transcription regulatory region sequence-specific DNA binding. The transcript has 2 exons. Gene Ontology annotation, cellular component: nucleus. Gene Ontology annotation, biological process: cellular response to starvation. NCBI's taxonomy places the organism in Eukaryota, Fungi, Ascomycota, Eurotiomycetes, Eurotiales, Aspergillaceae. The coding region runs from base 1 to 594 and encodes 197 amino acids. The record is from RefSeq and is a predicted model, not a curated record.
AUGGCCACAUCAUUCCACUCUCAAAGCCUGAACGGCACGAAAACACCAACAGCAGACACAAAUGAAGCUUCGAGACCGCGAAGAAAGAAGGCUAGAAGAGCUUGCUCUGCUUGUCAGAAAUCGCAUCAGACAUGUGGCAACGAGCGACCAUGUCAAUCCUGUGUGAAGCGCGGUUGUGCAGACUCUUGCCGCGACGGCGUGCGCAAGAAGCCAAAGUAUCUCGAGGAGGGCUCGUAUAGAGUCUUCACCAUACAGUACAACGUACCUUUUCGAAACAACUAUGCAUACACCCCAUUGAAUCACACAGUCCCAUGCAAAGAUAUCGGGGUUCAGUCCACGACACGGAGCCCAAUCUCGGAGCAAACGAUAUAUCCCUAUCAUGACUUCAAUCCGUGGACGAUCUGUGCAGAGGACCCCUUCAUCGGCCAGGAAUUGAGUGACGCUCAAAGUGAACUGGAAGAUCCUUUCCUCUUGGACUCUCCCCAGAGUGAUGCUAUAGACCAAGCACCACAGACGGAUACUCUGCUUGCGUUUGCAAUAGGAAGUGGGUGGUCCAGUACGUUUCUCCAGUCGGAUUACGAUGAUUCUGUAUAG